Culex quinquefasciatus (southern house mosquito) is the source of this 7934-nucleotide messenger RNA. It is a transcript of the gene Dhit, whose product is annotated as regulator of G-protein signaling 17. The record is from RefSeq and is a predicted model, not a curated record. NCBI's taxonomy places the organism in Eukaryota, Metazoa, Arthropoda, Insecta, Diptera, Culicidae. The coding region runs from base 887 to 1279 and encodes 130 amino acids. The transcript is spliced from 5 exons.
UUCCUGCAACUGACAAGCCGCCAUCAUCCAAGUGUUGGACCAGGGGUUAGGGCCAUCAGAGUGUGCUUCCAGCAUCCCGACCAGAUUAACCUUGGCCAACAGGGAAAGUGUUUACACUGUGCUAGCUCGCUCAGAGUUGGGUUGAGUUGGGUUGGCCUGGUGUGUAUGUUGAGUGGCCGUAAGUGAAAAUUAUGAUGUAAAGAAGAGCCAAACAAAAACAAAUACUCACACACAAACGGACGGACAAACAGAACCGAGUUCGUGUACUCGUUUCAAAAGAAGAGAGGAAAAUAAAAGAAAACAAGAAACGUGUACGUGUGUGUAUGUGGACCAAAAGUGUAAAUAUGGGGCCGAGAAAUGAGCCGGCGAAGCAAGUGCGAAAUUCCACCGACGGCGACGACGGCAGCGAGAGUAAGCGAUGAACAAGGUGGUUCACUGCCAGGUCGUCAUCCAGAAGUUGUUGCCCGUCAUCAUCACCUCUGUUGACGUAGUGUGGAAAUGCCGUGUUGGGUGGAGAAGCAUCUGGUAGUGGAAGGGGACGCAAGGUGUUUUGUGGGUUUUGUUGCCAUAACAGUGAGGCUGGGACGAAGCAGCAGCUAGGAAGGGAGAUCAGCACUGAAUCCACACGUUGACGACGAACCACGUGGGCUGCCCUCUCUGGGAGGGAGUUAGAAGCUGAGUGGAGGCGGCAGAAGCGGCGGUGGCCGCAAUAUGACCGAUAAAUGGCGCCAUGCCAUCGCCAGGAUACGGAAGGGCUUGGCCAUAAAAAAAUGCAGAAGACAACGGGCCUACGAAAAAAGACCCAGCUAGUUCCGAUACGCUUUUCGAUGGCGAACAACCAACGCUGGAGGAGAUCCGCAGCUGGGGCAAAAGCUUCGACAAACUGAUGCGGAGUCCGAGCGGGCGGAAAGCGUUCCGGGAGUUUCUGCGCUGCGAGUACAGCGAGGAAAACAUCCUCUUCUGGCUGGCCUGCGAGGAGCUCAAGAAGGAAACCAACCCCGAGGCGAUAGAGGAGAAGGCUAGGUUUAUCUACGAAGAUUAUAUAUCGAUUUUAUCACCCAAAGAGGUGUCGUUAGACUCCCGAGUGCGGGAAAUAGUUAAUAGGAAUAUGGUGGAACCCACGCCGCACACAUUUGACGAAGCUCAACUACAAAUUUAUACACUAAUGCAUAGAGAUUCGUACCCGAGAUUUAUAAACUCAUCACAAUUCAAAACCCUGGCACAAAUCCCGGACGGGGUGUCGGCGUCCGGCUCGACGGCGGAAAGUCCUAGCAACUAGGAGGAGGAGGAGGAGCAGGAGCAGGAGAAGGAGUAAGAGCAAGCUAACAACGCGUUAAAGUAAUAUGUUUAAAGUUAAAAUUAUCAAAUGGCGUGACGACGACGACGACGAAAAGUGAGGAAAUAUACAUAUUAUAAGCAUUAAUCGAAGUUUUAAACAAUAAGAAAUGGGUGGGGGAAAAAGUGGCCGGUGGAACGAGGGGAAGAAGCGGGGGGUAAGUGGGGGUGAUGGAAACCACUAUGAUUAGUUAAUAAAUUGAUUGGGCGGGGCUCGUUCCAUUUUAGAUUUUGGUUAGGUUUGUUCUGUUUUAUUUUGAAUUUGUUAUUAUUUAUUGAUUUUUGAUGUUAUGAUACUUCAAACUAAUUUUUAAAGUUAAACGUUGAAGAAGUUUGAGUUGAUUUUUUUUAUAAAUUUUAUAAAGUUUUCAGAUAAUAUAUUUUUUACUGUGCGUUGAAAAAAUAAACUAUAUAAAUAAGAACGAGCCUUGUUCGUAAUAGAGCAACCCAUUAGAAAGAACAACAAAAAAAGGCAAAUAAAGUAAAAUUUUAUAUAAAUAUUAUACAACAAAAAAGAAACAUAACGAAAUGGAUCGAACUAGUGUUUACUACCCCCGAGUCGGGAGAUCUAGUCGGGAGAGGGUAAUUCAACAGCUAGGGCUAAACAUACACAAAAACACACACAAAAAACACGUAAAUUCACAAACACACACUGAUAAUUUUUAGCGUUACUGUAAAUUAUAGAUGGACGUUAUUAUGAAAAAAAUGAAACAGCAAGUAAAUAAACAGAAAUGAAAUAACCCCAGAGAAGAAGAAGAAAACAUAAAAACAUGCUCUAAAACGAUGUAAUCAAUAGCCAAAAAAGAACAAAGAAAAACAAAUAUAUAUCUAUAUACACAACACAUACAACAAGAAAGAGAAAAAAAAGUCGAGUUAAAAGAGAGCCAGGUUUUAGUUGAGGAAUAGUAGUGAAAAAAGUUUAAAAACAAGACAAACGACAAUGAAGUAAACGUAACUAGAAGAAGAAAAGAAAUCCCGUCGUCAGAAGAAAACAACAACUUUUAUCCGUUACCUUUAUUAAUUGUUCGAUUCUGUUGUUCUCUAACUAAACGUUAUUUGGAUUCAGAUUUUUAAAAAAACAAACACUCUCACGAAUCACUCAAAAAACCACCAACCAAUCAAUCAAAACCCGAAACACACACAUCUCAAUCAAAGGAGCCACCCUAACACAAAAGAAGAGAUCACCCAAACCCACUUUUCCCAGAGCAAUGAAAGCAUUAUUUUUCGCGCAAACAAACGUAAAAACAGAAAAAAAAAGUUAUUUAAAAACCAGCAAAGUGUUACUAAAGAAAUAGAAGAAGCCCCUUUUACACAAACACACAAUUUAUGUGAAAAAAAAAAAAACGAUCAAGCACAAAGUUUAGUGUAAGAGACCAAAGUUUAUCUAUAUAUUCUAUAUCUAGCGCUCCUAAGUCAACCAAUCCCCAGAAUAAGAACGAAAUGCUUUAAACCAAAACGUUCUGUGGUCGGUUCGAAACAUUCAAGUAUUACAAAACCAAAAAUGGAAAGAAACGCGACAUUUCUAGCAGCCUAAAAUGACCACGCCGUACUAUGUAUAUUUACUGUUUAUAUUUAAUAUUUUAAAAAAGAUCGCAUAACUUGUUGACUUUUUGUUUCGACUAGUCUCAAAUCAAAGAUGUGAUCGAGCGCCCUUUUUUGUGUUUGUUCACCCGCCACAAAUCGCUCUGUCUCUUUCUAUAUAUUUAUAAACAUAAUGAAGUUUUUUAGUAUCUCUAUUGAUUAGCUCAAUUUUUGUUACAUUUUUUACGAUGGCCUAUUCGAUUUUAUUAGAGAAAAAUUAAACAGAGCAAGAAAAAAAAAAGAAAGUAAACAAAGGCAUUAAUUGCACUGUUAGUAAAAACAUAAACAUAAACAAAUAAACUUAAGUAAGUAAAUAAAAAAAAAUGAGGCAUUCUAGUCAAGAAAAAUCGAAGCAAAAAAAAGGAAACCUUAGAAUAAACGAUUUAGCUGACACAACCCACACACACAUCCUCACACACAAAAACAAUAUCUAACACACACACACACUCACCCACGUGAUGGCGUUGCUUCUCGAGAGAGGGAGAGGAACGUGAAUAUUUUUAUUUUGUUUUUCAAACAAUAGUCACUGAUGAACAAGCCUAGUUGAGUGUGUUGACCACUAAUCCUCAUUAGCAUCCGAAGUGUUAGUAGAGAAGCGUGUGGUAUAGUGGAGGAGGGAUUCCAAGUGCGGUGAAAUGGACUUUUUGUGGUGGAAUUUAAAUGUUUUUCGAUUGAAGUUAGAAUCACAAGUUUCAAAAAUAAAAAUGUCUUGCAUAAAAUAUUUUGAUUUUGUUUACAAUAAUACGCAAUCCACCAAACUUAAUGCAAAAAACUGGAUCACAAGAUUAUCCGUAGCUUCAACUGUACGAAUUUUGGUUACCUAUCCAAAGAUUCGUUUAUCCGAAGUCUCGAUUAUUCGACUCUUCGACUUUUCAUUGGGCAGCGAAUGACUACGUUGGGUAAAGCUGCCAUAAAUAAAUAAAUGAACAACAACAACAACGACUUUCCAUUAUUUCGAUUAUUCGAAGGCUCUAUCAUUCAAAAUUUGAUAAUCCGAAGCCUCGCUAUCCUUUAAUUUGUACUAUCCUCAAUGCCGAUUAUCUAAACCUUUUUUAUCUGAAGUUUCAACUUUCCGAAGUUCGAUUAUCCAAAUCCUUGAUUUUUUUUAAUUUAGAUUAUCCGAAGUAUCGACUCUCCGUAGCUUCGAAUAUUCUGAGUUUUGAUUAUUCAAAGCCUUGAUUAUCCGAAAUUCCGAUUAUCCGAAGCCUCGAUUAUCUAAAAUUUCCAAACAUUCAUCAAAAUUUCGAAUGUCUGAAGUUUCAAUUUUCAAAGGCCUCUAUUAUCCGAUGUUUAACCCAUCCGUAGUUUAGAUUAUCCGAAGCCUCGAUUAUCCAAAAUUUUAAUAAUCUGAAGCUUCGAUUCAUGAGAAUUUCGAUUAUACGAUGUUUCAAUUAUCCUAAGCCUCGAUUAUCCACAGAUUCACCUUUCCGAAGUUUCGAUAUUCCGAAGCUUCGAUUAUCUACAAUUUCUAUUAUCUGAAAUUUCAAUUCGAAAUUUCGAUUAUCUGAAACGUCUAUUAUUUAAAAUUCGAUUUUCUGAAGCAUCGAUUAUCUGAAAUUUGGAUCACACAAAGUUUCAACUCUUCAAAGGCUAGAUUAUCCUAAGUUUAGAUUAUUCGUUUAUCCAAAAUUAUCCCUCAGAUUAUUCCAAGCAUCGAUGCUUCAAAAUUCCAAAGUUUCGAUUAUCCGAAGCCUUGAUUAUCUUAAAUUUCGAUUAUCGAAAGUUUCGAUUAUUUGAAGCAUUGAAUCAUCGAAAUUUCGAUUAUCCAAUGCCUUGAUUAUCCAAUGUUUUUACUAUCCGAUGUUUCGAUAGACAAUAAUUUCUAUUAUUCGAAGUUUUAACUAUUCAAAGCCUCGAUUAUCCAGAGUUUCGAUCAUCUGAAGCUUUAUUAUCUGAUGUUUUGAUUGUCGAAAGUUUCGAUCAUCCGAAGCAUCGAUUAGCCGAAGUCUCUAUUAUCCAAACCCUCGAUUAUCCAAAGUCUCUAUUAUCCAAAUUUUUGAUUGUUUGAAGUUUCGAUUAUCCGAAAUUACGAUCACCCGAAGCCUCAAUUAAUCAAAAUUUCGAUUGUCCGAAGAUUCGAUUAUCCCAAGCAUCGAUGCUUCAACAUUCCAAAGUUUCGAUUAUCCGAAGCCUUGAUUAUCUUAAGUUUCGAUUAUCAAAAGUUUCGAUUAACUAAAGCAUUGAAUCAUCGAAAUUUCGAUUAUUCAAAGCCUUGAUUAUCCGAAGUUUUAACUAUCCGAAAUUUUGAUAAUCAACAAUUUCUAUUAUCCGAAGUUUCAACUAUCCAAAGCUUCGAUUAUCCAUAGUUUCGAUCAUCUGAAGCUUUAUUAUCUAAUGUUUUGAUUGUCGAAAGUUUCGAUCAUCCGAAGCAUCGAUUAGCCGAAGACUCUAUUAUCCAAACCCUCGAUUAUCCAAAGUCUCUAUUAUCCGAAGUUUUGAUUGUUCGAAGUUGCGAUUAUCUGAAAUUACGAUCAUCUGAAGCUUUGAUUGUCCGAUGUUUUGAUUGUCGUAAGUUUCGAUCAUUCGAAGUAACGAUUAUCCGAAAUAUUGAUUGUUCGAAGUUUCGAUUAUCAUAAUUUUCAUCAUUUUAAGCUUCAAUUAUCUGAAGCCUCGAUUUCAAAGUGCGAAGUUUUUGUUUUUCAAAAUUUCAAUUGUUCUAGGCCACGAUUAUGCGAUGUUUCGAUUGUCCGAAUUAUAGAUUUUCCAAUGUAUGGAUUAUCCGGAGAUUCGAUUAUCCGAAGCCACUAUUUUACGAAAUUACUUGUUUCUUAAGGACUCUAAAAUAAAUGUUUUCAGUCAAUCUAUAUAUAAAAAAUAAGGUUCAUUUGUCUAUUAAAACCAUGUUUUAUUGAAAUGUUGACAACUCUCACUGAAAAGAUGUUCUGUAAUAUUCAAAUCAAAAGAAUAAUUAGAUAUUUUUAAAUUUAUAUUAAAUUUUUAAAUUUUCAUUCUUUUUUUUCAAAACUGGAUUAAUAUGAAAAUUUUAUCGCUAAAAUGGUCCAUUCGCUUAACUGGAACUAUCCCUUCCAAGGAUAGUAAAUAGUCUAAAAUACACAAUAGAAACAAAGCAGAAAAAAUCACCCUCCCGCAAAUAGUAAUUGUUGUCGUCUUUAGCGAAAUCAUGUGUACAUUUCUAGGCAGAAAGUUUCCCGCGCAACAACAGUAAGGACACAAUGAAAGAUUAAAAAAGUAAAUAAUUUUACAAACAGGAAGGAGAAUAAAAGCGAGAAAAGCAUUCAUUGUACGGCCCAACUACUACUAGGAUAGAUUAGACGGAAAAUCAAAUUAAAAAAAAAAUGAAAAUCCUUCUAAGUUAAGGCCACACACCGAGAAAGAGAGGGCGAGUCGAGUCGAGCAGCUUUCGUGCAAGUGUUCUUUAAUUCUUUGCUAACUUUCCACUACCAACAGGCUUUUGGGUUCCAAACAUGAAUGUCGAUCAGGUUUAAUCAGCAAUAACAACAGCAACACGUAACAACAACAACCGAUUAACACACAACCACACACUUUUGCAUUUAACUAGCACUUAAGCCACUUUAAAGAGAAAAAAAAUCAAUGGAAAGCUGCUCGACAUUUCGCUCCAACACGCAAUAAAAACAAACAAAAAAAAUGAAAAGAAACAAGUUUAAAGUUUAAGAAAAAAGUAAACAAGAGAACAAGAAUAGUCCAACAUAUACAUAAAUUUGUGUGUAAAAUUUUCCGUUUCCAAUUAUUUACACAGUUUCAUCGCUUUUUGGUUCAGGUGAAAAAUGAUGUUUAACAGAAGAGAGGUAAAAUAAAUGGGGGAAAAAACUGUCGUCAAAUGAAAGGUAAGAUGAGAAACUUUUAUAAUAUAAAUAAGAAACGAUGAAAAUAACAGCAAACAAACAACCCCCGUAAAGUUAAAGAAACAAGAUCUAUAUUCAAGCAGAAAAAAAACUUUUAUAUGGUUAUAAAGUUUUACACAAAACAAGUAAGUUUAAACAAAAGAAAACAUGGAGAGCGAUAAUUAGCAAGAUCACUCGCAUAAAGCGCUAAACGCGAUCGAUUAAGUUGUCCUGUCCUGUUCAAAGCCCUCCCCUAAAAUUGGUUUUGUUCAGUAACUUCUCUGCAACCGUUGUGCAACACUGUGUUGUACAAGCGUAUAUAGUUUAAGGUCGUCGAGUAGUUUCAAGCAAACUUGUUUCGAGGUUCAAUCGGUCAAACGUGAGCAGAAAAUUCACGAGAAAAAAGAUACUAAUUUUCUUACUUGCAACACUUUUAUAUAGUAUUUAUUCAAGGAUGAACAGAUAACUACAUUAACAAUUAACUGAGAUAAGAUGAAAAUAAUAAAGAAAAAAAUAUCGCAAACAAAACUUGUUGUUUAUACUUCGAUUUCAUAUAAAAUAAAAAGAAAACAAAACAAACAAAGUAAUGUAAAACCAAAAAGGUAAAAUAAAUCUAUAAAUAUGCACCAAAAAACAGAACAGGAUUAACGCUAACCUAAACAAAAAACGAAGAAAAGAUACACACUCACAAAUACACAGAAACACAAAACAUACACACGCGUUUUACACCGGCCGAUUGCGACGAAGGGUGGACGACAACCUUACUUAAAAAAAAGAAAGCAUUCAAAAAUAAACAAAACACUAAAGAAGCAUUAAACAUACCAACCCCGAGAGAAAAACAAAACAAACUGCAUAUUAGAAAUGUACCGAUUUUAAUUGUAAUGAAAAGCAAAGAGGAAGGAGGUAUGACAUAUAGCGAAAGAAAAAAAAAAUCUAAAAAAAUCAAUCAAUCGUUUUUAAGUUGAGUUCUAAUGAAAAAAAAAAUCAAAUCAACACAAAACAAAAAAACACACACACGCAACGCGAAGAUUCAACUAGAAAGGGGAGAAGAGUAUCAAGGAAGGCGAGAGACACCUUCAAUCAAGUCGACCAAGAAACAAAAUAGAACAUACAAAUACACAAACACACGCGAGUACACGCCAUACAUUACGAUCAACACACACAACACACACAAUCAUGAUCAUGAUUGAGGAAUAAAAAUGAGUAAAACAUCGU